GGGGGGGUUGCGCGUGUGGGAAAGACGAACAAAGGCCCUGGACGGCCGCGAUUGACCGAGGAACUCCGAGAGAAGCAUGCGGCCUCGAGAGCAGAUAUGCAGAAGCGACUGCAUAAAAUACGGAGGGAGAAGAUGGCCAAUUUGUGUAGAAGUAUAAGCGUGCACUACAAGCUGAAAGAGAGCUUGUCACAGUUUGAAGUGGUAGCGGAAUUCGUGCGGAGGCAAGGAUGGAUCGUGGAGGGGAGCGGGUUAGCUACCCCGCCGAUGAGCGAUGGAAUGGUGGGCGGGGGGGUCAUCAUGGGGAUGGGGGACGUCGUGGGGAUGGGGGAUAUCAUAGAGAUCGACGAGGAGGAGAUGGAGGAUGAUGAGAUGGGUGAUCAGGAGACGGGUGACGAUGAGAUGGGGUAUAGGGGGCCGGCUACGGUGAUGCGAAGUGUUGGGGUUCUGCUGUCUAUAUGCUCGCUUCUGACGGAUCCAAAUGCUGACGAUCCUCUCGUUCCUGAGAUUGCGCACAUGUACAAGUCAGACAGGGUGAAGUAUGAGGCAACAGCACGAAGCUGGACCCAGAAGUAUGCAAUGGGCUAGACAGUGGUAGUUGGUAGGGUGGAGUGCCUGGGAGAUCAAUUUCCUGUCUGUUAGAGCAUGUAUGUCAUGGAUGGGAUGGAAGUUGAGGGGAAGAGGGAGAGUGGAAAGAAGGGGCGGGGGGG
Molecule: messenger RNA, 707 nt
Organism: Chara braunii
Lineage: Eukaryota; Viridiplantae; Streptophyta; Charophyceae; Charales; Characeae
Source: the annotation of a GenBank genome assembly